GGCGGGAGCCCGGAGCGGGGCCGGGGCUGCAGCCGGAGCCGGGCGGGCCCGGCCCUAUGGGCAGCGGCUGCGGGGCGGUGCGGGGCGGUGCGGGACGCUGCCCGCCGCGGCCAUGUCCGCUCCGGCCGCACCUGCGGAGCCCGAGCGGGGCGGCGGCGGCGCGGCCGAGGCCGAGGAGGCUCCUCCGGGCCGGCGGAGGAAGGCCCGGGCCGGCUCCCUGCGCAGGGCCCUCAGCUGGCUCCGGGGCCGGCGGCGGCGGAGGAAGGGCGGCAGCUCCCCGGGCGCGGCGGAGGGGCGAGGCGCUGCCAAGGAGGCCGAGAAGCGGCUGAGUGUGCAGUACACGGCGGGCGAGGAAUGCCCCGACAAUGUCUUCUUCCCCAGCACACGGCCCCCACACCUGGAGGAGCUGCACAACCAGGCCCAGGAGGGUCUCAAGUCCCUACAGUACCAGGAGAAGCAGAAGCAGACCAAAAGUGCCUGGGACCACGGGGACACCAGCAGCCUCCAGUCCUGCACAUCCUCGGAGGAUGACAGCGGGUCCUUCCGGAGCCGGGCGGCCUCCUGUGCCACGGACAGCACCUCUGAGGACGCCCUGUCCAUCCGCUCCGAGAUGAUCCAGCGCAAAGGUUCCACCUUCCGACCCCACGACUCCUUCCCCAAGUCCUCCGAGAGGGCUGGUAAGAAGAGGAAGGAGAGGAGGACGACGGUGCUGGGCAUCCCCCAGCACGUGCAGAAGGAGCUGGGUCUCAGGAGCAGUCGUGAGGCGGAUGGGCGCGGGCAGGGCGGUGGCCGGGCGCCGCAGUCGCUGCUGAACGGGGGGCAGGUCUCUGGCGACGCCGUGCGCAUCCCGACCAUCGACGGGAAGCUGCAGCCGCCGCCCGGCCCCGCCGGCGCCCGCGUCCGCCUCGGAGCCUUGGAGGAGGCAGACGCGGCCCUGCAGAAGCACAUCGACCGGGUUUACUACGACGACACGUUGCUGGGGAGGAAGACGAUGGCCAAGCUGUCGCCCGUGGCGAGGCCGAAGUCGCUGGCGGUGCCGGGCAUGACCACCAACGCCAGCCCCCCGGAGCUGCUGAGCCCCGUCAUGUCCAUCUCGCCCCAGGGCACCUACAUGUCCAAGAUCAUCCCCAACGCCAUCCUGCCGCCCAUGGUGGACGUGGUGGCGCUGACGCGCAGCAGCGUGCGGACGCUGAGCCGCUGCAGCCUGGUGUCGUCCAGCCCGGCCUCGGUGCGCUCCCUCGCCCGCUUCUCGGAGCGCAGCUGCCGCAGCCGGGAGCCGUCGUCCUCCAGCGACAACUGGAGCCACUCGCAGUCCACUGAGACCAUCGUGUCCAACAGCUCCACCAUCUCCUCCCAGGGCGGCUCCGAGCGCCGGCAGCCCGAGGCGGUGCCGCGCUCCGAGGCCGCCGCUCGCUGCGACUCCGACCAGAUCAGCGUCUACAGCUCUGCCGGCUUCACCGGCUCCUGCGCCCAGCCCCGCCCCGCGCCCCCGACCCCCGGGCUGCCGGCCGUGGGGGGCGGCAGCGGCCGAGCGUCCCCCGCGUACAGCACGAGCAGCCAGGCGGAGGGCUCGGACACGGGCAGCCUGGCCAGCGAGCGCUCCUCCGCACGCAGCGUCUCCCUCAGGAAGAUGAAGAAGCCCCCGGCCCCCCCUCGCAGGACCUACUCGCUGCACCAGAAGGCCGACGGGGACCCCAAGGUGCUGGGGCUGCCCCCCAAGCCCGACCGGCGGAGCCAGCGGGAGAGCGGCGUGCCCUGGUCGCCGCGCCCCGAGCCCUUCAGCCCCACGGCCGAGGAUGAGGUGUUCUCCCCGUCGUCGCUGAGCGAGACCAGCAGCCUCCGCUCCGAGAGCCUGGCGGGCGCCAGCUCCCCCGAGGCCCUGCGGGGCAGCCCCGGGGUGACGCUGGUGCUGAGGGAGCCCCAGGCUCAGCCCAAGUGGAGCUGCACGGACGGGUCCGACCGCACCAUGUCCCCCUCCAGCGGCUACUCCAGCCAGAGCGGGACGCCCACGCUGCCCACCAAGGGGCUGGGACCCCCAUCCGUGUCCCCAGGCAGGGCUCAGCCCCAGAAGCCGGACCGGCUCUGCUCCCUGCAGUCGCCAGCGCUCUCCGUGUCCUCCUCCCUCACCUCCAUCUCGUCCUCGGCCUCGGACCCGGCCCCCCCCGAGCCCCUGUCGUGCCGCUCGGACCGGUUCAUCAUCCCGCCGCACCCCAAGGUGCCGGCUCCCUUCUCCCCGCCGCCCACCAAGCCCCAGCAGCCCGCGGCCGCCGCCGCCCGCCUCCUCCCCUCGCCGGACCCGCCGGCACCCAGCACUGCCAGCCAGGAGCCGUCGGCCAAGCCCAGCGCCAAGUCUCCGCCGCCGUCGCCGCCGCCUGCCUACCACCCGCCUCCCCCGCCGGCCAAGAAGGCCGAGGGGACUCCCCAGGCCACCAGCGAGGCCCCGGCCGAGGCCGCGUGGCCCCCUCCACCCCCACCGUCGUCCGAGGACCACGACCUGGCCAUGGCAGACUUUCCCCCUCCGGAUGAAGCCUUUUUCAGCGACGCCGUGCCGGCUCCUAAAGCAGCACCGAGCCCGGGGGUCGUGUCGGCUGCCGCCUCCUCGCACAGCCAGCGGCCAGACCCACCGCCCGCGGCCCCGCAGCCCCCGGCCCCCGCCGAGCCCCCUCCCGCAGCCGCCGUGCCGCCGCCGCCGCCUCUGCCCCCGCCCUCAGCUCUGGCUCCGCCACCCCAAACCGGCCUUAAGAAGGCGGCCAACGGCCCCGUGGCAGACGCCAAGAAGGAGGCGGCGGCGCGGAGCAAGAGCGGCGCGGUGCCCAAGGAGGACGCCAGCCUGCCCAUCGUCACGCCCUCGCUGCUGCAGAUGGUGCGGCUGCGCUCCGUCAGCGUGGAGCCGCCUGCCGCGGCCGGGCCCGAGGAGCGCCCGGCGCCGCAAAAGCCCGUCCGCCGCUCCCUGUCCACGCGGCAGCCGCCGCCCGCCAAAGACGUGGUGCCUUCCAACCAGCUCCUCCAGGCCGUGCACCUCAAGGCGGCCGCCUUGGCCUGCGGCGAGGCCCUGGAGAAGCCGGCGGGCGGCAGAGCGGCUGCGGCCGGCCCCGAGGGGCCCCCCGGCGACGGGCAGCUCUCCCCCAGGCACAAGUCGCCGGCCUCCACCGCCAGCUUCAUCUUCGCCAAGAGCUCCAAGAAGCUGGUGAUCGAGACGGCCUCGUCCCCCGAGGCUCAGGCCGACCUGAAGAGGAACUUGGUGGCCGAGCUGAUGAAUUUCUCGGGGCAGCGCUCGGCAGCCUCAGCCGCCACCCAGCAGGGCCCCGGCGCGGCACAAGCGCCCCGCAAACCCGGCAAGAUCCCUCCUCCGGUAGCCAAGAAGCCUUCGCUGGGCCCGGGGCCGGCUCCUUCCCCCCUGAGCCCAAAGGUGCUGGGGGCAGAGGCGCUGGGUUCCCCCGGGCCGCAGGGAAAGGCCACGGCGGCGCCAGCGGACCAGAGCAGGACUAAGAGCGAGGCGGCGGGAGCAGCCGGCAGCAGCACCAUGGAGACAGCGCCUCAGAGCCUCCCUGCACCAGAUGGACGGGGAGCCACAGCCUGAAGGAGGGAGCUGCAGGACUGGUGCCCCCACAGACAGGAAUCCAAAUCUCUCAGGGACCUGGGCAGGUCAACAGAGGAGUGUGGAACUGGCAACUAACUUAAUACAGGAAGCAAACAGCCUUAGCCUCCACGGCCUUGAUGAUAUUUAUGCAAAAAUGGUGUUGGUUUCUCUUUCCUGAGUCCUACAGCUUUACUUUGCUUCGUCGUUGUUGUUUCUUGAGCUGGAGCCGAGGCCGUGCCCAGCUGCCGCCUCCUCCCCCAGCAGCAGCCGCGCCAGGAGCUGCGGGGCCCAAGGAGCUGGGGCUGCUCUGCUCCCAGCCCAGCCCCUGAGCAACUGAAGCACUUUGGAGGAAGGAAGGGGAAGGCUUUGGCCACGGCAGCACCCAAGGGAACGCGGGACAGAGGCGCUGGCUGAGAGGGACCAAGGCCACGGCCCUCGAGGGAAAGGCAAGAGGCGGCUCGUGGCCAGCGCAGGCUCUGGGCACUCGCCCGCUGCCCGGCCCAGGCAGCCCCCAGCUGUGCUGGCUGCAGGGUGCAGGGGGAGCCUCAACUGGUGUCUGUGAACUCGGGACACAUUUUGAUGUCUUUGAUUGUAAAAAAAAAAACCAACCAAACCAAAACCAAACCCAAAAACCCCAACUCUGACCCCAAGCCUCUGCCACCGAGCAGCUGCUCAGAGCUCUGUACCUGGCUGGUAAAAACGAUGACUGAA
Molecule: messenger RNA, 4291 nt
Organism: Colius striatus (speckled mousebird)
Lineage: Eukaryota; Metazoa; Chordata; Aves; Coliiformes; Coliidae
Gene: NHSL3
Product: NHS like 3
Exons: 7
Coding region: 113-3580 (1155 amino acids)
Biological process (GO): cell differentiation
Source: RefSeq, a predicted model, not a curated record